AUGGAUGUUCUACUUCGAGAAAGCUCCUAUGGUCGCAUACUCAAUUAUGUGUCGAAUAACCAACUCUUUCCUCCCCCCAUUCUCAAGGCCCCUAAAAGUGAAUGGACCGCAAGCACAAGCUCGUCUGCUACCUCCCCUGGCGCUGCCCGUCAGAUCGUGGUGGAUUUCACCGGAUUUGAUGAUCCCGACAUGCCGAGAAAUUGGCCCGCACUGGCGAAGUUUGUUGCCAUGAUUGAUAUAAUGCUAUUAAACUUUAGCUUCUAUGCGGCAUCAGCAAUCUUUACACCAAGCAUUCCCAAAAUCAAGGAGGAGUUUGGCGCUACCGCUGCCGAGGGAACGCUAGGGCUUUCGCUUUUUGUUAUCGCAUAUGGCAUUGGACCUCUUAUUCUUUCUCCCUUGUCGAACCUGCCGUCGAUCGGACGUACACCUGUGUAUGUCGUUGGCACCCUUGCUUUCUGCUUGUUUAACAUAGGCACCGCGGUGGCAAAAAACCUACACACAAUUUUGAUACUACGCUUUUUAGGCGGAUUGGUUGGAAGCGCUCCUAUCAGUGUAGGAGGUGCUUCACUGGUGGAGAUAUUCAAACCGAGUCAAGUUCCGUAUGUCAUCGCGUUGUAUGCGGUCAGUGGAGUUUGCGGACCCAUUUUAGGACCGAUCCUUGGAACUCUGGUAGUAGAGCGCUGGAAAACUUGGGCAGCAACACUAUGGCUCCUUGCUGGUAUCACGGCUUUCACGACCGUGUUUAUCUUCUUCUCACUGCCAGAGACCUUGUAUACCAACAUUCUUUAUCGCCGAGCACGACGACUCCGUACUCAAACUGGCAACCCUGCUUAUCAAAGCCAAGCCGACAUCGAUACACCGGAGGCAAACCUUGUGGUGCGUAUCAUAAAGCAAAUAAUUGACGAUUUUAAACUGUCUUGCAUGGACCCAGUAAUUCUAUUUGUGAAUAUGCAUACAAUGUUAAUUUAUGGGGUGCUUUACCUGUGGUUCGAAUUCUUCACAUUUGUCUUUGACGGGAUUUACCACUUCACUGCUAUUCAACAAGGCCUUGCAUUCUUCGGCAUUCUCAUUGGCGCAGCAGUGUCUGUCAUCACAUAUAUAUCAUGGUUAUAUUUCUCCUACCAGCCACGUGUCGCAAGAUCAGGAACUACCAUUGAGCCUGAAGCUCGCCUAGUUCCAGGUCAAGUGGGUGCUGUAUGCAUCCCGAUUUGUCUCUUCAUUUUUGCAUGGUCGUCUCGAGAAAGCGUGCACUGGAUAAUCCCUAUCAUCGGCACUGCAUUCUUCGCACCAGGAUUCUACCUCACCUUCCAAUCGAUUCUUAAUUAUCUGGGAGAAUCUUAUCCAAGACAUGUGGCCAGUGUUUUUGCCGGCAACACAUUUUUCCGGAGCUCAUUCGGAGGAGCACUACCCCUAGCUGCUCCUCAGAUGAUUCAGUCACUUGGGAUCGGAUGGGCGUUAAGCACAUUGGGUUUUAUUUCCGUUGCCAUGGUCCCUCUACCUUUCAUUCUGGAGCGGUAUGGGAAAAGGCUACGUCAACAGAGCAAGUACGCAAAUUAGUAAUCCUACGGAUUUUUUUUUUUGCAUGUCAGUCACCGUUGUCUGAGAGGAGCAGCCUAUUGUGGCCUAAUGUUCUCGAAGAUGAGACGAUGUGACUCCUCCCGGAAGCUUUUCGUUUCUAAGUUUACGAACCAUGAUCUGCUAUCAGGUCAUAUCAUCAAACGUCGAUUACAACUAUAGCAGGUUUAUCCACACUCUAUUCUUGUAUUUAUUGUUUUGAAGUUUCCGGUGUACUCUACAAGGCGAGGGUUAUGAGAUAGAGGAG
Aspergillus campestris IBT 28561 is the source of this 1822-nucleotide messenger RNA. Its product is annotated as MFS transporter. The transcript is spliced from 8 exons. Lineage: Eukaryota; Fungi; Ascomycota; Eurotiomycetes; Eurotiales; Aspergillaceae. Gene Ontology annotation, molecular function: fluconazole transmembrane transporter activity. The record is from RefSeq and is a predicted model, not a curated record. Gene Ontology annotation, biological process: xenobiotic detoxification by transmembrane export across the plasma membrane. The coding region runs from base 1 to 1557 and encodes 518 amino acids.